Messenger RNA from Bacillus rossius redtenbacheri, 4038 nucleotides. Its product is annotated as putative RNA-binding protein EEED8.10. The record is from RefSeq and is a predicted model, not a curated record. The transcript is spliced from 13 exons. Gene Ontology annotation, molecular function: protein binding; RNA binding. Lineage: Eukaryota; Metazoa; Arthropoda; Insecta; Phasmatodea; Bacillidae. Bases 274 to 2442 code for a protein of 722 amino acids. Gene Ontology annotation, cellular component: cytoplasm.
AAUUUGUAGUUAUGGAUUCUAUGACAAUUAUAUUUGUUUUUUGUUUGGUACCACAACUAUAAAUUAGAAAAAAAAUUAUAUUAAUUUAUUUAUAUUCAACACAAUAUUGGUAACUGACAUAGAAUAAAGAGUAGUAACUGGUAACUAUAUCGAUCUCUUAUGAUUGUUUGAUAAAGAUGUGUUUUUUAAUAUUUCAAUACACCUGAAUAUUGUGUUAAGCUUAUCAGCCAGUGUAUUUAUAUUGUCAGAUUAAUUUUUCUCCCAUAACAAUUGAUGAUGAGCUUGACUGAAGAUGAGACCAAACAGCCAGACAGGUCAACAAGUAGUAGUGAAGAUAAGGAUUCUCGCAAUGGAGCAAGUGUGAAUGAAGUUUUUGAGAAGUCUGAUUGUGACUGUCAGGAUGGUGUUUCUGGUGGUGGUAAUGCUGCAUCUUUCCCCGAUUAUGAAAUUGGCGAGUGGAAGCAAGAAAGUGAUAGUGGCUCAGAAGACAUAGAUAAUAAAUCAUCAAAUGAUGUUCCUAUAAGAAAAUUAUUUGUUGGAAACAUACCAACUAGGGCCUCAGCUUAUAACCUGCGAACACUCUUCUCAGGUUUUGGAAAAAUCCUUGAUGUUUAUAUAUCAAAAAAUGACUUUACUGAAGUGAGAAAUCAUUAUGGAUUUGUGACCUUUCUUUCUCCAGAUGAUGCCAAAAGAGCGUUGGAAGCUGGUUCGUAUGUGCUGUUCCAUCGCGAACUGACGGUGGCGCCAGCGGAUCUGCACCACCAGCCUGUUGAGACCUCCGACGGUUAUCUGACGUGGAGAAGCCGCAGGUGGUCCUUGAAAGGAAACCGUGCGCCACUGGCCUCAGGACCUGGUCACAGGAGCAGUAACCACAGCAGUGUGAAAGAGGCACCCGUGGAUGAAGAAAUAGACGAAAGUCAGUGUUUUGUCAGCAACCUGAAUGAUGAUUGCCUCUCCCAGGUGUUUAAGUACCUCAGCAAGCUGGAGCGGAUUAAAAUUGAGAGAGUGUGCAAACGUUGGCAUCACGUCAGUAAAAUGCUGUGGAGCGACACCAAAGUGCUUAAAAUUUCUGAUCUCUUUGAUCUAAGAAAGAACACAUUCCCUGAUAUGGUGAGCAUGAAUUGUUUGCUAACGAGAUGUGGGAGGUACCUGACAAGCCUGGAUAUGUCUGCAGUUUCCCAUAGGCUCUAUGCUGGUGUAAUUAACUUAAUUGCCAAAAACUGUGUGCAGCUGCUGCACCUCAACAUAAACGGCAUCCCGGUGAACAGGCCAGCGCUGCUGCAGUUGGGUAAACUGAGGGGCGCGAAGCUGCUGUCGUUGCACAUGGAGAGCUGCCGUGGCUUCUACGACAGCGACAUGGCCGAGCUGUUCAGGGCCUGCACCAGCCUCGAGGUGAUCAACAUGUCUCGCACCAAGCAAGUCACUGGCAAGUGCUUGUACUCCCUUCCCGUCAACUCGUUGACGACGCUGAUGGUCAACGACUGCAGUAACAUUCGUCCUGCCUUGCUCAUAAAAAGCCUCAAGAGGUUCCACAAACUUAAAAAACUCAUGAUGAACUGCUGCAUCAGCCUGACAAACUACGACAUAGCGCAGAUUGUGGAAGCCGUGCCUCAGCUGACGCAGCUGUCGAUGACACGGUUCUUCCCGUUCAUCCACAAGUCGGCCGUGAGUUCCCUGCACCUGCUCACCAACUUGGUGUCGCUGGACGUCCAGUUGAACCCCAUCUUCGAUGACACGGUCAUGGACAACAUCGGCAAGUCGUGCACCAGUAUUCGUUACCUGAACAUCACGGGCUGCGGCAUCAACACGGCGCUGAACGGCAGCCCCCCGCUGACGGACGCGGGGAUCCGCUCCGUGCUGCGGCUGCCGGAGCUGGAGUCUCUGGUGAUGAGCUACCUGGGCCACGUGACGGACGAGGCGCUGGAGGCCGCUGCCAACCACGCCAGGCUGAAGCACCUCGAGUGCCGCGGGUGCCCGUCCUUCACCGACCGCGGCUGCUCCAGGCUGGUUUCCGGCUGCGCACAGCUGGAGCACUUCGACUUCAGCGGCUGCCACUUCGUGACCAACGCCACCGUCGAGUCCGCGGUCGAAUCCACCAAGCAGAGGACGAACAACGUUGCUUUGUCGCUCGUGGUCGGUGGUACCUGCGUCACUGCGAAUGAAAGCUUUGAAAACGUGCCAUUGCUAAAAAUAUCUUACAUUGACUUGUGCGUUCCUCACCUGCGACCAGACUACGUUGAUGACCAUUUUUUCCACGACGAGGAUUAUCUGCCGCUUGGUUUCGAUGGAAUAGAUGAUGUUGCAGUGUUGGGUUGGUGCGAACAAGACUUUGAUUUUGAACUGGACUUGACAGAUGAUGAUGAGGACUAUGAAGACUAUGAUAUGUAUGAAUUGUUAGAUGAAGUCAACUUUGAUGUCCAAAUGUUAGGUCAUUUUUAUUAAAUGCACCAUGACAGUUUACCACAAUUGGAACUCAUAUCUUCGCCAUCCUUAAAAACAAAUACAGUACUAUGAUCUCAAAAUAAAUUUACAGUGAAAAUUCAUUUCUCAUGUUCUCUUGAAGUAUUUUUCUCAAAAUGUCACAAAAAAUAAUGUUGGAAAUCGCAACAUAGCUAAAAUGUUCGUAACGUACAAAAACUGUCAAAAGUACCAGGAGUAUUGAAUUGCCUGGGUCGUUAUGCACCACAAAAGGUUAGUAAUACAACUCAUUGUAAUGCAUUAUUGAACUUAGUAUGCCAUGUUGUUUAUAGUUAACUCAGUAUAGUUGGAACAUAUUUUUUACUAUGAAUUUUAUAUUUUGCUGUGUUUUAUAUGCAUGUUUUCAAACCUAUUUAAUGCCUAUACAUUUAAAUAUAUUUGGCAUUUGGCAGUGUUUUUCCAGACCUAAAUAAAAUAUUUUUGCGGUAGUUAUGCAAUUUAAUUAUUGUGAAGAAUUCAAAAGAAUCUUUGUAUACCUGUAAGUGAAUCAAGAUUUUGUUUACAAAAAAAAAAAGGAAAGGGUAACAGUACUUUAAUAUUUGUUAAACAAAAAAAAAGUAUUAUUUUUGUAUUUAACUGUUGUGUUUAAAAGUCUUAUUACUGAAUUCUUUAUUCAUCUUUAAUGUCAGGAAUGUACUGAAUAAAUGUGUAAGUUUUCUGUAAACCUGAAUUGAUAUUAUUAAUAUUAUUGAUACUUAUGCAUAGUGUUAGCAUUAUUGUAUAAGAGUACCUACUAAUAACAUGUACCCUUGACAUGACUAAUUAACGUUUAUUCUUGAAAAUUGUUUUCAGUUAAGUUAUAUAGAAAACUGUUUGGAGAAUUAAAAAUAUUUGUUCAGUAAUUUUUGUCACGUAGAAAAUCAUUAAUUUAAACAAUUUCUGCAUGAUAUCAGAAAAACAAAAGAAAAUAUAAAGAAAUUAAAGUUUUUGGCAUUGAAAAUAGUUGCCAACUACCACAGCACAUUUUUGGCCAGGGUUUUAUUGCACGACUGCCAUCACAUGUUUUUUGGAAAGUAGCCACGUACACACCUGAGCAGCGAAGCAGAAAUAAGUCUGCAGGUGUUAUCGGCAGAUACCGGUGGAUCACAGAGAAACGUGGAUUGAACAUUGCUCGUGUGUGUUAUUGUGCAGCAGUAUUCUUUCACUGUCCAGUCCUAUGCAACAUUGGGGGAACACACUCGGUGCAUUGUAGCAACUAUUGCAUAACUUCCUCGUGGAGUGUAAUGUGCACGAUUUGACCUGGAGGAACAAAUUGCUUAUGGAGAAUGCCUCUACAGUUAAAUAAGGCAGUCAUUACAAAGCAGAGAAGAGAAUGAACACAGUUUCAUCAAUAAAAAAAUAAAUAAAAUGUGAAAUGUUUGUUUAGUCUAAAACUGGUUGUUAAUAUGCAUGGCCUAAUAUUAGUUUAAGCACAUUAUAUGAGCUGUAGUUAACUCUCCAAAAUGUUCAUUUUACAGCAUCCAGUGGUUCGAAUGCGGUCACCUAAAAUGGACUUCAUGGUUUGGUUUCAUCUUUUUUGUAAAGGGUAUAAUAUGUAAAUACACACUAACAAAGUGACAA